Nasonia vitripennis (jewel wasp) is the source of this 1182-nucleotide messenger RNA. RefSeq names its product even-skipped (gene Eve). The record is from RefSeq and is marked provisional. Gene Ontology annotation, cellular component: nucleus. Gene Ontology annotation, molecular function: RNA polymerase II cis-regulatory region sequence-specific DNA binding; DNA-binding transcription factor activity, RNA polymerase II-specific. Gene Ontology annotation, biological process: regulation of transcription by RNA polymerase II. NCBI's taxonomy places the organism in Eukaryota, Metazoa, Arthropoda, Insecta, Hymenoptera, Pteromalidae. Bases 79 to 1182 code for a protein of 367 amino acids. The transcript has 3 exons.
CAGUAUAUACAGUCCCGUGUACAUAUAGUUGUGAAGUGAAAGAGACCGAAUAUUUGAAAUUUGUGACGUAAAGGAAAAAUGCAAGGAUUCCAGAGGAGCUUUGAGCAUUGCUCAGAGGACAGCAAGCCCUUGGUGGUGGACGUGAUGCCACCCCAGUACGAGAGCCCACCGCACAGCCCUCAACAGAACGAGCUCAACAAGUCGUCAUACUGUGGAGGUAACGACAUAUCGACGCCAUCGAUGCCCGCGAUGCCGUCCUCGCAGUCGAUGGACCCGAACAUCCGCAGAUACAGAACCGCCUUCACCAGGGACCAGCUCAACAGACUCGAGAAGGAGUUCCUGCGCGAGAACUACGUCAGCCGGCCGAGGAGAUGCGAACUCGCCGCUGAGCUCAAUCUCCCAGAAUCGACCAUCAAGGUCUGGUUCCAGAACAGGCGCAUGAAGGACAAGCGCCAGCGCUUGGCCCUCGUCUGGCCCUACCCAGCCAUGUACGCCGAUCCAGCCUUCGCCGGAGCUAUCAUAGCCGCGGCCCAGGCCUCGCUGCCGCCAGCGGCCUACCACACCGGCCCGACCGGAAUCCCGGGCGCCCACAUCGCCCAGGGCUACAGCGCCGCGGCCGCCUAUUACGCGGCCCGCUACUCGCCGUACGGCAACCCAGGAGCAGCUUCCCAGGCCGGCGCUCUGCACAGACCUCACCCGCAGCAGGCCAGCUACCCACACCCGCACAUGGUCCACCACGCGCCGAUGCCCCAGCUGCACCUGCCCAGUCUCGGUGUGCCCAGCCUCGCCAGCGGCUACAUGCCCCAGCACACCCAGAUCCAGCCGAUCACCACCAGCAGCUCCAGCAGCGUCACCGUCUCCGCGCCCUCGACCCCGCCGACCAGUGUGCCAGCCCCGGCGGCUUACAGACCGCCGAUGAUGCCGCAGCUCAGCCCGGCCAACUCCGACGCCUCGUCCAGCGACUGCGACUGCGGCAACAACAACAACAACAACAACAACAACAACGUGCACAGCCACUGCGAGAAGACGUCGUCGCCACCAGCCAACGUGUACAAGCUUCCCGUCGGACUCCCGGCCUACGUGCCCCAGCAGACGAACCUCGUCGUGUCCAAGAGCACCAAGCAGGAGCCCAAGCUCUUCCAGCCCUACAAGCUGAGCAACGACAUCAGCGAGAAGGCGUAA